Molecule: messenger RNA, 2856 nt
Organism: Wyeomyia smithii (pitcher-plant mosquito)
Lineage: Eukaryota; Metazoa; Arthropoda; Insecta; Diptera; Culicidae
Exons: 5
Coding region: 1-2856 (951 amino acids)
Source: RefSeq, a predicted model, not a curated record
AUGGUUACAUCGUUCGGGGAUGAUGAGAAGUGUUUGUAUUGCGCCAAGAAGGAGGACGAAUCGGAGGAUGUAAAUUGGGUCCAGUGCGCUCAUUUUUCUUGUGCUGGUGUCGACCAGAAAAUAGCCAAGGUAGAUUGGUACUGCCCACAGUGUGCACCGUCCGGCAACCAGCUGAAAGUUCCUGAGAAGAUGAAGAAUGUUCUCGCGAAGCAGAUGGAAGACCGGAAAAAGCAACUUGCGAGGAAAAAGGCGUUGUUUCAGGAACAGUUGCAGCUGGAGCGCGAGAUGCGUGAGGAAGAACUCCAAUUCCAACGUGAAGUGGAAAAGUAUGAACAGCAGAAGCUGGACGAUAAACUUGCCGCCGAACGGAAAUACCUGAAGAAGCGAGACGAAAUCCGGAAGCAAAGGGAGCAAAGUGCCCGAUACGUCAACGCGCUGAAGGAGCAGGACGGCGUAGUCGGUGGUAUGUCGGAUGAACACGUCAGGGACAAAGUGAGACAAUUGCAUGAGAGAGAUACUUUGGGACAGACAAACGACUUUUGGGGCGCGUUUUUGAUGGGAAAUUCGAUGGGCGUGGAUCGGAUAAAAAAUGUUCCCAGUCAGUUGAAGACGGCAGAAAACGCAGAAAAUGUUAGUGUUGGAAGUGACAAUGGGGAAGAAGCACACAGUGUACGCUUCACAACAGAAGCCUGCGGAUUCUCCAAUCUCGAAAACCUGAAGCGGCUUCAAGACUGUCGGAUGGGAGACGCGCUGGAAGCCGUAAGGAGUCGGCUCGUGAUACCGGAUUCGGUCCCGGAUGUAAUCAUGGAUCUUCGGAAUCUGUUCGGCAAACCAGAGAAGCUGGUUAAGACAUUGCUGGCAAAAGUGAGGAGUGCACCAUCACCGAAAGCGGACCGUUUGGAAUCCUUCAUACAUUUUGGGACCACGGUGAAACAGUUGUGCGACCAUUUGGAGGCCGCUCAUCUGAACGACCACCUGGACAACCCGAUGUUGGUGCAGGAGCUAGUAGACAAGCUGCUCCCGAGCUAUAAGCUGGAUUGGAUUCGUUUCAAGCGAAACAAGGUGGACAGUCCUCUGAGGAUUUUCACUAAUUUCACUAACGAGAUUGUAUCAGAUGUGUCUGAAGUAACAGAGUUCGAUGCGUUUCCGGUGAACGAACCAGUGCGAUAUGGGAAAGGUAUCCCAAAGAAGAAGGAGUUCGUCCAUGUUUAUGAUUCGGAGCAGAAGCGGAAUGAAGGACUGCGAAGUGAGAUAACUGGCAAGGCGUUCUGGAUUUGUAAGCGUUCGGGUCACCUCAUCAAGUUCUGUGAAGAAUUUAGACGAAUGAACGUUACUGAGCGAUUAAAGGAAAUCGGCAGGCAGAAACUAUGCGAACUUUGCCUGAACAAGCACGGGAACCAUCAUCCGCUGCUGUAUCGUGUGGAAGAAUCGGUCCAAUUGCAGAAAGCAGAGUGCGACGUGACGCUUCACGUGGGCAAUCGGCAGUACGAUACUGUGGCGUUUUUAGACGAAGGGUCGUCCGCUAUUCUGGUGGAUGAGGAGGUCGCCAAGCGGCUGAGAGUAGAGGGUAACUUGGAGCCUCUGAUCGUCACAUGGACCGGGGAUAACAAUCGAUUCGAGAACGGUUCGAGAAAGGUGGAGCUGUUGUUUUCGGAGAAGGGAUCUCUGGAAAAGUUUCCGCUGUAUAACACUAGAACGGUGUCGAAACUACAGCUCCCAAAACAGAAUGUACGAGUUGCGGAGGUAGCGAAGCGGCACCAAAACCUGGCUGGAGUUCCAGUGAAAGAUCAAACGGGGUUGCCAACAAUUCUCUUCGGUUUAGACAACCUGUAUCUGUUCGCGCCGUUGGAGUCACGGGUUGGAAAGCCCAGCGAUCCGAUUGCAGUUCGUUCGAGACUCGGCUGGUCGAUUUACGGUCCGGAGAGGCGUAAGCCGUCUAUACAUAGCUACUUGAAUUUGCAUUCUGUAUCAGCAGUGAGUAACCAGGAGUUACACGACAUAAUUCGAAAGCAUUACGUGAUGGACGAGGCGGCGGUGAAGUCUUUCGCUGUACCUGAGAAAGCUGAAGAGAAGCGUGCACGAGAGAUCCUUGAAGCGACGACGAAAAGAGUAGGCGAUUGUUUCGAAACGGGACUGACGUGGCGAAACGACGAACGGAACUUUCCCGAUAGCUAUCCGAUGGCAGUACGAAGGAUAAAAGCCCUCGAUCGAAAACUGAAUAAAGACCCGGCGAUGAAGCGGAAAGUGUGCCAGCAGAUUGAGGAGUACCAGCUCAAAGGCUACGCGCAUAAGAUAACAACAGCAGAAGUCGUAGAGACACCAAGCUCGGCGGUGUGGUAUUUGCCGAUCAACGUGGUGGUUAAUCCAAAGAAGCCCGACAAAGUACGUUUGGUUUGGGAUGCAGCCGCUUCGGUUCAAGGCGUAUCACUGAACUCAGAGCUAUUGAAGGGGCCCGAUAUGUUGGUGCCGCUCCCGAGAGUCUUCUGCGUUUCCGGGAACGUCCGGUGGCGUUCGGAGGGGAUAUCCAGAACUGGUGCACCACAAGUGUACGAUAUGGACGUUGCCACUUUCGGUGCUACGUGUUCUCCGUAUUCUGCGCAGUUCAUCAAGAACUUGAACGCGGAUGAAUUCGCCGGAGAGUUCCCGGAAGCUUCGAUGGCGAUUAUUACAAAGUUCUACGUAGACGACUACUACGACAGCGUAGACACUGUUGAGCAGGCUAUCCAGAGAGCUCAGGAGGUACAUCCACUCACGUGGUGGUUUCCAUAUACGCAACUGGGUGUCGAAUUCGACGAAGUUUUUGGAGGCACUAGGCGAGCGCAGUGCAGACGAAGCAGUCCAUUUUUCUCGGGAUAA